UAAUAUUUUUUAUUUAUGGACAAACUCGAUAAAAUAAUUGCAUAAUUAGAUGAAUUAGAGUUGAGUUAAAAACAUAAAGAUGAUUAGAUUAAGCAUAAUCAAAAUUCUUUGUUUCUAGGAUUACCUAAAGUAUAUCACGAAAUAAACCAAAGGUGAU
Molecule: messenger RNA, 157 nt
Organism: Paramecium octaurelia
Lineage: Eukaryota; Ciliophora; Oligohymenophorea; Peniculida; Parameciidae
Source: the annotation of a GenBank genome assembly